Molecule: messenger RNA, 768 nt
Organism: Anthostomella pinea
Lineage: Eukaryota; Fungi; Ascomycota; Sordariomycetes; Xylariales; Xylariaceae
Source: the annotation of a GenBank genome assembly
AUGGCGGACGAGAGCCUACUUCUAACGAAUAUCACAAUAGACAGAUUCAACGAGCUUCUAGCUCAGUAUAACCCCCUAACUGCGUCAAUAUCGUCGACCAAGAGUGUCAAGCCCGGUCAGAAGACGCUGCUGGAGUUGGACGCAUUCCGGUAUGAGGAUGCAGUCGCACGUUUUCGAUCCAGGACGCCACAAGCGCGGAUGACACAUGAAGAUGUCAAAGUCCUAGUUGACUGGAAGCUUCGUCAUGGCAAAUUCCGCCCAACCUUGAUGAAGCUUGUCUCAUCGAACGAUGAAGCGACCGUUGCGGACACCAUCGAGAAAGCAAUGGCAAAUUACUGGCCCGAUCGGGAUGCGUCGAAGGCGCUCGAUGCCAUUGCCAAGCUGAAGGGUAUCGGGCCUGCGACAGCUUCGCUGCUGCUGUCGGUCCACGACCCCGAUCGAGUCAUAUUCUUCUCGGAUGAAGCAUUCUAUUGGAUGUGUUGCGGCGGACGGAAGUCUCCCAUCAAGUAUAACGCGAAGGAGUACCAGGAGCUGAAUGUGGCUGCGCAGGUCCUCGUCAAGCGACUGGGAGUCAGUGCCACAGACAUCGAAAAGGUAGCCUAUGUGUUGAUGAAAGAGGAUUCGCAAGCGACCACGUCUGUGAUGUCCGAGACGAAGCCCACCAAGGCGGACUCGCCAAAGCCGCCGACAAAGAGAAAGAGUACCACGGCCGCGGAUACGAGCAGCCAGGCACCUGUUCGGCGAUCCAAACGUGGAAAAGCUUCCUGA